Molecule: messenger RNA, 1050 nt
Organism: Trichophyton rubrum CBS 118892
Lineage: Eukaryota; Fungi; Ascomycota; Eurotiomycetes; Onygenales; Arthrodermataceae
Exons: 1
Coding region: 1-1050 (349 amino acids)
Biological process (GO): protein ubiquitination; DNA damage response; ubiquitin-dependent protein catabolic process
Cellular component (GO): Cul4-RING E3 ubiquitin ligase complex
Molecular function (GO): ubiquitin protein ligase binding
Source: RefSeq, a predicted model, not a curated record
AUGGGUCUUCUUCAGUUCCGUUCAUCGGUGUUUUCUGACGAGACCCUGAAAUCCAAGGUGUUCAAGGGGACAUGCCUUCUGAUCGAGCUGGAUAGACAGGGGGAUAGCUAUUCCGACCCCACCCUGUUAAGAAGCUCUAUUAAGCUCUUCCACGACUUAAAGAUUUACACCAGUCAAUUUGAACCAUCAAUGCUCGAGACUUCAGCGGCAUAUUAUAGAUAUUGGGCAGCAACCCAUGUAGCUGAAGACGACUUGGCAAGCUAUGUGGAAAAGUCGUAUCGGCUCAUUGAGCGGGAAAUGGCUCGGUGUGAUCUCCUCUCAUUCGACAGAGGGACCAAACAGAAGUUAGCCGAGCUUCUCGAUCAUAAUCUGAUGGCUAAUCAAAAACAGUUCCUUCUCCAAGAGACAGAUCUCAUUGGUCUCCUCCGAGCAAACAAUGCCACCGCUCUGGAACGGUUGUUCUCGAUGCUUGAACGGAAGGGUAUGGGCGUGGAUGUAAAGUCUGCGUUUAGUAAAUAUAUUGUCCAACAGGGUUCCUCCAUUGUCUUUGACGAAGCGCGUGAGGCUGAAAUGGUCACUAGACUACUUGCUUUCAAGCAAAGCCUAGAUCAUAUCUGGAGAUUUUCGUUUCAUAAUCACGAACAACUCGGCCAUACUCUUCGUGAAUCCUUUGAAACUUUUAUCAACCAGCAUAAGAAGACUGAUUCUAAUUGGGGGACAGACAACCCCAAGCCCGGUGAGAUGAUUGCAAAGCACGUCGACUUGUUGCUCAAGGGAGGAGUGAGAGCACUCCAGAAUCGUCCAGUUGAAGACAUCACCGGUAACUCCAGUCUUACCGAUGAGGAUGCAGAAAUUAAUAAACAGCUCGAUCAAGUCUUGGACCUCUUCCGAUUCGUGCAUGGCAAAGCCGUGUUCGAAGCCUUUUAUAAGAAUGACCUUGCAAGAAGACUCCUAAUGGGCAGGAGUGCCAGUGAUGAAGCAGAGAAGAGCAUGCUCUCAAGGCUCAAGUCAGGUCUGUAUCGUCUCGACGCAUUGUGCAUUUGGGGCUAG